Molecule: messenger RNA, 3216 nt
Organism: Pyrenophora tritici-repentis Pt-1C-BFP
Lineage: Eukaryota; Fungi; Ascomycota; Dothideomycetes; Pleosporales; Pleosporaceae
Product: NRPS enzyme
Molecular function (GO): phosphopantetheine binding
Source: RefSeq, a predicted model, not a curated record
AUGCAACCCAAUUACUUUGUCUGCACCCUGGGUCAAGCUGCCGCUUUGAACACCAAUCCCAAGUCAUACCGAAACAUCAGCGAAUUCAUCAGUCAGCAGGCCCAGCAUCACCCCCUACUUCCAGCCGUUGGUUUUCCCAUCCCACAGCCAGACCAACAAAAAUGGCCCUACAAGGUCCUUACCUUUGCAGACGUUGACCAAGGAACGCAUGUAUUUGCUUCACGGCUUUGCAAUACACGUGGCCCAAGCUCAUCUGGUACCCCCCAGACAGUUGCUCUACUGUGCCAUAGCUCUCCCGAGUUCCUCUUCACGUGGUUGGGGCUGAUAAGGCUGGGCUACGCCGUCCUCCUGAUUGCGCCUCAGUGUCAGCCCGCGGCCAUAUUACAUCUCUGCACAUCGUCCCAGGUUUCUGUCUUCUACCAUGAUGCCGCUCACACUGAGAGGGCUCACAAGACGGAAAGCCUGGCAACAGAACAAGGAAUCCCCGGGCUUGAAGUACGUCUGUUGCCACUGCUUGAUUCAGAAGACAUCUUUACGGCGAUUCAAGUACCUAUUGAACAUGAUGCUGUACCUCUCGAUGUCGAUGAACGAGCCGUUGCAUACUUACACCACACCUCUGGUACCUCUUCAGGUCUCCCAAAGCCCAUCCCACAAUCUCAUCGUGCGGCCAUUGGAGUCCUUCCCCAUCUCCCCAAGAUACCGACUAUAGCUUCAUUCACCACCACCCCCCUAUAUCACGGAGGGAUCGCGGAUUUGUUCAGAUGUUGGACCAGCAACGCUCUGAUCUGGCUGUUUCCGGGCAAAGACGUACCCAUAACUGCACGUAAUAUCUGUAGCUGUCUAUACACAGCUCAGUCAUAUGCUUCAACACUAGGUCUACCCGAGGUCAAGUAUUUCUCAUCGGUUCCUUAUAUUCUACAGAUGAUGGAAGCUGAUGAGAAAGGCCUUGGUUUACUGCAAGGUAUGGACAUUGUGGGAGUUGGCGGCGCGGCGUUACCAGCAGAAGUCGGUGAUAGGCUGGUCAAGAACGGAGUCAAUCUCAUCUCCAGAUUUGGUAGUGCAGAGUGUGGCUUUAUUUUAUCAUCUUAUCGUGAUUUCGCUACGGACGAUGAUUGGCAGUAUCUGCGAAACUAUAACCCACCAAAGUUAGUGGAAUUUGAGGAGCAAGAGGGUGGUCUUGCGGAACUCGUGAUAAAACCCGGAUGGCCACAUAUGGCGAAGAAAAACCGGUCUGAUGGGUCGUUCGCAACCGCCGACUUGUUCGCUCCACAUCCUUCUGUCCCGAAUGCGUGGCUUUACCAUUCACGAGCAGACUCACAACUCACGCUCAUAACGGGGAAGAAAUUUGACCCAGCGCCACUUGAAGAUGCCAUGGCAACGUCUCCUCACGUUGAAGACGUGCUGAUAUUUGGAAAUAACCGACCCUUCCCAGGUGCACUCCUUUUGCGAUCAGCAGAAUCGAGUGACAUGUCGGACCAAGAGCUUCUCAGUGCCAUAAGAGCACAUGUCGAGAAGCUCAACAGCGAAAGUCAAGACCAUGCAAGGAUACCGUUCGAUAUGCUCGUUCCACUACCUCAUCAAGAACAACCGCUCGAAAAGAGUAGCAAGGGGACCAUCAUCAGAAGAGCGGCAGAAUCUCGCUUCGAGGACGUUAUUGAUAACGCGUAUGCUUCCCAAGACUCGGAUUCAUCGCCUGAAGUGAGCGAUCAAGAUCUACCGCAAUAUCUGAUCAAACUUAUACAAGGCAUGACCGGCCAGUGUUCCGAGCUCAGCGAAGACAUGGACUUGUUUUCAUAUGGAGUGGACUCGAUUGCAUGCAUGCAGCUGAGAACACGUCUGAGACGUUUGAUACCGGGCUUGGAAGGGCAGUUACCUAUGAGCGUGGUAGAAGAUUGCGGUACGAUACGACGACUGACAAAUUAUAUCCUACGGAAGAGGCACAGGGAAAGCGAUGCAGACGAGGAAGACGAAGAAAAGGCAAUGAGGGACCUCGUGAAACAGUACGGGACAUUCGGAUAUCCCCAAACGCAGACGAAAACCUCAACUAACGGAACUCUUGUCAAGGAUAAGGAUGCUGAAGUGGUAGUACUUACUGGAGCUACCGGUGCAUUGGGUGCCCACAUUUUGCAUUUGUUGCAGAAAAAUCCAGACGUGGAAGCCAUUUAUUGCCUCGUCAGAGGGUCAGAUGAACAUGCGGCGAAGGAACGAGUUAGAAAAGCGUUGGAACAGCGCGGUCUGACCAACCCGGGGGCAUCUGACAUAUUAAAUGACAAGAUCAAGGUCAUACCCUCACAGCUGGGUGAAGGGCGUCUGGGUCUAGGCGACGAAACCUACGAUUACCUAGCAGAAAAGGCUACGUCCAUCAUUCACAUCGCCUGGACAGUAAACUUCCGCCUCAAGCUCCGCAGCUUCGUUACAGACAACAUCGCCGGCGUAAGGAAUUUGGUCGAUCUCGCACUCACAGCACAGCGCUCUCAACCUCCUCGCUUCACAUACUGCUCUUCGACUGCCGCUAUCAUAAACGCUCCUGUCAACCAAAACAACAAACUCCCGGAACAACUAUCCUCAGAUCCCUCUUCAGCCUCUCCACUCGGCUACUCACGUUCGAAAUGGGUGGCAGAGCAUAUCUGUCUCUCAGCACAUGAGCAAACGCGUCUUCACGGACGUAUAGCAGUUGUACGCGUAGGUCAGCUCGCCGGGGCCUCAACAUCAGGCAUAUGGAACACCAAAGAAGCUUGGCCCAUGAUGCUCAGCACCGCAAGCCUAAUCCAUUGUCUACCUGAUCUCGGCUCUGGGCCCCUAGAUUGGCUCCCUGUUGAUUUGGCCGCAAAAGCAUAUCUGCAAACGACGACUUCAGAUACCGAAAGAACGCACAUGCCUGUCUACCACGUACUUAACCCGCACCAAGAGCCGACGUGGCAUCAGAUGCUGCUGUGGCUGCAGAAGAAGGAAAAGUUUGACAUUGUGAGUCCGAAAGAGUGGGUGAAACGCUUAGAGGAAUCGGAUGAGUCGGAGCACUCUGCGCUGAAGCUGCUAGGGUUGUGGAAGGAGGCUUAUGCGGGUGGUGAGGGUGAGAGUGAGGUCAAAGAGGACCCGAGGAAGCAGUUUGACAUUCAGGAGACGUCUAGACGUGUUGAAGCACUCAGGGAUGUGAAGCCUCUGAACGAGGAGUACGUAGGUAAAGUCUGGGACUGGGUCCAGCGCGAGGUGCGCUGA